AUGGACAAGGGACUGGUUUCCCUGGUCGUGCUGCUUGCAGCAGUGAUGUACAUGAGAAGCGGGCAGAACGUCACAUACAGCGUAGAGGAUCCCGACGAUGUCUACGAUUAUAUUAUCGGAGGAGGAGGGACGGCAGGAUGUGUGCUCGCUAACCGUCUGUCUGCGGACCCUGAUGUGAAAGUACUGCUAGUGGAGGCCGGUGGGCUGCCUGAGGGUAACAAGGACAUAGAUAGACCAGCUUCAUAUGCGUUUCUGAAAAACACAAAGGUUGACUGGCGCUACAUGACAGUGCCGCAGAAAUUCUCAUGCCAGGCCUGCGAGAAGAAGCAAAGCCUGUGGUCAAGAGGAAAGGUACUUGGAGGCAGCAGCUGCAUAAAUGCUAUUGUUUAUGCUCGUGGAUCCCCUGAAGAUUAUAACAAGUGGGAGAAGAUGGGAGCAUCGGGAUGGAGUUAUGAAAACGUACUUCCAUUCUUUAAAAAGUCAGAGAACGUAAAGAUACCUGAUCUAAAGAACUCUAAGUACCACGGCGUUAGAGGACCUCUAACUAUCACUCAAUCCACCUACACGGAACUUGGGAAUUUGUUUCUGGACGCAGCGCGAGAGUUAGGCUAUAGAGUUGGCGAUAUAAAUGGAGCAAGCCCCUAUGGAGGAGGAAGGACGGCAGGAUGUGUGCUCGCUAACCGUCUGUCUGCGGACCCUGAUGUGAAAGUACUGCUAGUGGAGGCCGGUGGGGUGCCUGAGGGUAACAAGGACAUAGAUAGACCAGCUUCAUAUGCGUUUCUGAAAAACACAAAGGUUGACUGGCGCUACAUGACAGUGCCGCAGAAAUUCUCAUGCCAGGCCUGCGAGAAGAAGCAAAGCCUGUGGUCAAGAGGAAAGGUACUUGGAGGCAGCAGCUGCAUAAACGCUAUUGUUUAUGCUCGUGGAUCCCCUGAAGAUUAUAACAAGUGGGAGAAGAUGGGAGCAUCGCGAUGGAGUUAUGAAAACGUACUUCCAUACUUUAAAAAGUCAGAGAACGUACAGAUACCUGAUCUAAAGAACUCUAAGUACCACGGCGUUGGAGGACCUCUAACUAUCACUCAAUCCACCUACACGGAACUUGGGAAUUUGUUUCUGGACGCAGCGCGGCAGUUAGGCUAUAGAGUUGGCGAUAUAAAUGGAGCAAGCCCCUAUGGGGUUAUGAAGGCACAUGCAAACAUCAGAGAUGGCACCCGCGCACACACUGCCAAAGUCUACCUGCAACCUGUCGUAGGCAGGCCAAAUCUACACGUCAUAACUCACGCCCACGUCACCAAGGAUGACAGUCGCAUGAUCAUGAAAUGA
This is a messenger RNA of Priapulus caudatus, 1323 nucleotides long. RefSeq names its product glucose dehydrogenase [FAD, quinone]-like. The transcript has 9 exons. Lineage: Eukaryota; Metazoa; Priapulida; Priapulimorpha; Priapulimorphida; Priapulidae. The record is from RefSeq and is a predicted model, not a curated record. The coding region runs from base 1 to 1323 and encodes 440 amino acids. Gene Ontology annotation, molecular function: oxidoreductase activity, acting on CH-OH group of donors; flavin adenine dinucleotide binding.